AUGGCCCAAACACCGCAACAAAGGAGGGCAAACCUCAAGUUCGCCAAGGGGAACGAGGCGCGCAUGGGCAAGUCGGAGGAGCAGAUCAAGAAGCGGACCAAGGAUGUGCCCAAGUCCCCUAUUUCCCCAGUCUGGUUGAUCCUCCUCGGUUUCGUCGUCUUCGGCGGUCUUGUUUUCGAAAUCAUCUCGCGCAUCUUCCUCCGAUGA
Chaetomium globosum CBS 148.51 is the source of this 207-nucleotide messenger RNA. RefSeq lists its product as uncharacterized. The record is from RefSeq and is a predicted model, not a curated record. Gene Ontology annotation, cellular component: endoplasmic reticulum. Lineage: Eukaryota; Fungi; Ascomycota; Sordariomycetes; Sordariales; Chaetomiaceae. Bases 1 to 207 code for a protein of 68 amino acids. The transcript is spliced from 3 exons.